This is a messenger RNA of Pyricularia grisea, 437 nucleotides long. RefSeq lists its product as uncharacterized. The record is from RefSeq and is a predicted model, not a curated record. The annotation marks the transcript as partial. Lineage: Eukaryota; Fungi; Ascomycota; Sordariomycetes; Magnaporthales; Pyriculariaceae. The transcript is spliced from 2 exons.
CUCCAUCCCAUCCCGUCCCCCCAAUUUACAGCCCCCAACCCCGCUCGCUGGGCUGAUAAGCACAAAACCCUACAGCGAGUUGUGAAGCAGGAGCAACACGGUAAUCGUGCUUCACUUCCAUGCAGGACUGUUAUCUAUCUCAUCAAACAUGUUCCAAUUGCCAUUGUCGCAUCUACUCUGGGUUUCCGUCCCUCUUUUCAUGUUGUCCUUUUGCCUAACCAUGACUGGGUAGGAGGGGUUUUUUUUUUCCCCCUUCUUUCUUGGGAUGGGAUACCCAAAGUAGAAGUCCCGAACUAUUUUUCUUCGAAUUUAGACACCAAGGACGGGAGCAUUCGGAACCACAAUUUGGGUUUGAUAAAACAGUGGAUAAGUCAUCACAUAACCAGGGAAAAGUGAAAACCUAGAUGGACCAGGAAAACCAGAUAGACACAAUAGGA